CGUGGGAAAAACAGUAUGCGCGCAUGUGCAGAAGUCUCCUGCAUGUUUCCCUUUGCUGGUGCUGCGUUAGAAAUGUGAAUUAUAUGCCUCCGUUUUUACUUUUCCUUUUCUAACUGGAGUCAGCUGCGCCGUUGCCAUGAAAACAAGGUUCACCACCGUGGAUAUCAGGGCAGUUAUUGCCGAGAUCAAUGCCAACUACAUUGGCAUGAGAGUCAACAACGUGUAUGACAUCGACAAUAAGACGUAUCUCAUCCGGCUACAGAAGCCUGACAGCAAAGCGGUCCUCCUGGUUGAGUCUGGGACUCGUAUUCAUUCCACAGACUUCGAAUGGCCCAAGAACAUGAUGCCUUCGGGCUUUGCAAUGAAAUGUCGAAAACACCUCAAGAGUCGGCGGUUGACCCAGGUUAAGCAGCUCGGGAUUGACAGGAUUGUUGACAUCCAGUUUGGCUCAGACGAGGCUGCCUACCACUUGAUUAUUGAACUGUACGACAGGGGUAACAUCAUUCUUGCAGACCAUGAGUACACCAUCCUGAAUCUCCUGCGGUUUCGUACAGCAGAGGCAGAGGAUGUUAAGAUCGCUGUGAGAGAGCGGUACCACGUGGAGAGCGCCCGACCUCCUGAACCUCUCAUGAGUUUAGAGCGACUCACUGAAAUCAUCAGCAAAGCACAAAACGGGGAUCAAGUGAAAAGGGUCCUGAAUCCUCACCUCCCCUAUGGAGCCACUCUGAUAGAACACAGUUUGAUAGAGGCAGGACUGUCUGGCUCUGUCAAAGUUGACUGCCAAGUUGAUGCUGCCCAAGUUGCUCCUAAAAUCCUGGAAGCCCUGCAGAUUGCAGAAACAUAUAUGGAAAAGACAGAGAACUUCAGUGGCAAAGGCUACAUCAUUCAAAAGAGUGAGAAGAAACCAAGCUUAACUCCUGGCAAACCCAGCGAAGAACUGCUCACAUAUGAUGAGUUCCACCCAUUCCUCUUUGCCCAGCAUGUAAAGAGCCCCUAUUUGGAAUUUGACACUUUUGACAAGGCAGUGGAUGAGUUCUUUUCUAAGAUGGAAAGUCAGAAGAUUGACAUGAAGGCCUUACAGCAGGAGAAACAGGCUAUGAAGAAGUUGGAAAAUGUUAAGAGGGACCACGAGCAGAGACUGGAAGCCUUGCACCAAGCACAGGAGGUGGACCGAAUAAAGGGUGAACUGGUGGAGAUGAACCUGUCGGUGGUAGAGAGGGCACUGCAGGUAGUGCGCAGUGCACUGGCCAAUCAGGUGGACUGGACUGAGAUUGGCAUUAUCGUCAAAGACGCACAAGCUGCUGGGGAUCCUGUGGCCUGCGCCAUCAAGGAACUGAAGCUGCAGACCAACCACAUCACCAUGCUUUUAAAGAAUCCAUAUAUUUCUGAAGAAGACCAGGAAGAGGAAGAGAAAAAAGAUGUGGUUGAGGAGAAAGGGAAAAAAAACAAAAAUAAAGACAAAGGACAGAACAAGAAGUUGCAAAGGAACAAGCCCAUGUUAGUGGAUGUGGAUCUUGGCCUGUCGGCUUAUGCCAAUGCCAAAAAGUACUACGACUUCAAACGCAGUGCUGAGAAGAAGGAACAUAAAACCAUUGAAGCAGCAGAUAAGGCUAUGAAAUCUGCAGAGAAAAAAACACAGAAAACACUAAAAGAGGUUCAGACUGUGGUCACAAUUCAGAAGGCCAGGAAGGUCUACUGGUUUGAGAAGUUCUUAUGGUUCAUCAGCUCAGAGAAUUAUCUCGUCAUUGCAGGAAGGGAUCAGCAGCAGAACGAGAUGAUCGUCAAACGCUACCUCCGUGCAGGUGAUAUCUAUGUCCAUGCUGAUCUUCACGGAGCCACGAGCUGUGUCAUCAAAAACCCCUCAGGUGACCCCAUCUCUCCUCGUACCCUGACGGAAGCGGGCACUAUGUCUGUGUGCUACAGCGCUGCUUGGGAUGCCAAGAUCAUCACCAGCGCUUGGUGGGUUCAUCAUCAUCAGGUAUCUAAGACAGCUCCCACCGGAGAGUACCUGACCACUGGAAGUUUCAUGAUUAGAGGAAAGAAAAACUUUCUGCCACCUUCUUACUUGAUCAUGGGCUUUGGAUUCCUCUUCAAGGUGGAUGAGCAGAGCGUGCAUCUGCACCGAGGGGAGAGAAAGGUGAAGACCGUAGAGGAAGACAUGGAAGAAGUCACGUCCAGAACUGCUGAGCUGCUGGAGGAGGGAGAAGAGCUGAUAGGUGAUGACAGCAGUAAUGAAGACCAGAGUGAGGAAAGAGCGGGAGGAGAUGGAGAGAUGGAAAAGAAGAUUAAAAAGGUGGCCAAGGAGGGUGAUGGUGCGAGUGGAGAACUGGCCGCUGUUCCUGAGGAGGACAACAUGGAGGCCGAGGAAGAGGAGGGGAGAGAGGAAGACAGCGAGGAGGAAGAGGGGAUGAAGAAUGAAGAGAGUGAAGAGUUCAGCUUUCCGGAUACGACCAUCUCCCUCUCUCAUUUACAGCCCAGCAGGAGUGCUCAAAACCCUGGUUUCAAAAAGGAAGUGACCACUCAGGUUGAAGUAGACUCACAGGCAAAGAAACACAUGACUGCCAAGCAGAGAAGAGAAGAGAAGAAGAAGAAGCAGAAACAGGAAGGGUGUGACACUGAGGAGAAGACGGAGAUUUCAUCCAGUGGAUCGAUGGUCGAUCAGGGGUCCAAAGGUGGAGGAGGCUCCUCCCAGCAGCCACUGAAGAGAGGUCAAAAGAACAAGUUAAAAAAGAUAAAAGAGAAGUACAAAGACCAGGAUGAAGAGGACAGGGAGCUGAUGAUGCAGCUGCUCGGGUCAGCUGGUUCCACCAAAGAAGAGAAGGAUAAAGGGAAGAAAGGAAAGAAGGGCAAGGGGAAAGACGAGCCCAUCAGGAAACCAGUCUCUCAGAAACCACCCCAGAAACCUCGUAAUGUGGAGACUGCCGCAAAGAAACCAGAGCAGACAGAAGGAGGAGGAGGAGGAGGAAGAGAGGAUACUGAGGAGAGACAGCCUGGAGAGGAGGGAGGUCCUGCUGAACCGGAGGAAAAGGAAGAUGAUGUGGACCAGGACAACCCCGGAGCAGAGGAAGCACAGAAUCUGCUCACCUCCCUGACAGGCCAGCCUCAUCCUGAAGAUGUGCUGUUGUUUGCUGUGCCAGUCUGUGCUCCAUACACCGCCCUCUCCAACUACAAACACAAGGUGAAGUUGACACCAGGUGCUCAGAAAAAAGGAAAAGCUGCACGGACUGCAGUUUUCAGCUUUAUGAAAGCCAAAGAAGCGUCAACCAGAGAAAAAGACCUGUUCCGCAGUGUCAAGGAUACCGAUCUAUCCAGAAACAUACCAGGCAAAGUUAAAGUGUCAGCUCCAAACCUGCUGGCUGCCAAGAAGAAAUGAGACACAAGUGACAAAAAGUGUUUACAGUAUUCAACGCAGAACUGCCAACUUCAUCCACAUUUCAAACAGCUACAGGAUCUGAUCAACAGUGUUUGGAUAUGAAUAAUUUUAUUCUGAAGAUUGAUUGUAUUUGUUGACCAACAAUUUGUUUGAAAUGAAAAUAUGUAAAUUAACAAAGCUGAACAGAACACAUCUUAUGGUAUGUGUUUAUUCUUUGAGUACAAAUUAACAGUAUGCAUUGUAUUCUACAAUAAAAAACACCAAGGGAACAUUGUGCAAA
This is a messenger RNA of Morone saxatilis (striped sea-bass), 3653 nucleotides long. Its product is annotated as nuclear export mediator factor Nemf-like. The transcript is spliced from 32 exons. Lineage: Eukaryota; Metazoa; Chordata; Actinopteri; Moronidae. The coding region runs from base 137 to 3373 and encodes 1078 amino acids. Gene Ontology annotation, molecular function: ribosomal large subunit binding; tRNA binding. The record is from RefSeq and is a predicted model, not a curated record. Gene Ontology annotation, biological process: ribosome-associated ubiquitin-dependent protein catabolic process; rescue of stalled cytosolic ribosome. Gene Ontology annotation, cellular component: RQC complex.